Messenger RNA from Colletotrichum karsti, 3717 nucleotides. Its product is annotated as carboxylesterase. The coding region runs from base 1 to 3717 and encodes 1238 amino acids. Gene Ontology annotation, molecular function: DNA binding; DNA-binding transcription factor activity, RNA polymerase II-specific. Gene Ontology annotation, biological process: regulation of DNA-templated transcription. The record is from RefSeq and is a predicted model, not a curated record. Lineage: Eukaryota; Fungi; Ascomycota; Sordariomycetes; Glomerellales; Glomerellaceae. The transcript has 8 exons.
AUGUCGUUCUAUCCACCAAACUACCAUCCCUACGAUUACGCGACCUACCCAGUCUACAGCACACAGUAUUUCCCGACUCCUUACGAUGAAAACUUUCACCCGCAGAUGGCUUAUAUGCACAACCCGAUGAUGCCGGGCGUUGGUGGGAAGGCCACGGAAACAAAGCCGAGGCUUGCUAAAGACGAAGUCGACAAGCUUGAGAGGGAAUUCCAGAAGAACAACAAGCCCAACAGCAGUACCAAGAAGCAGCUGGCUGAGGAAAUGAGGGUGGACAUUGCAAGAAUCAACAACUGGUUCCAAAACCGACGAGCAAAGGCGAAGCAAGAGAGAAGAACGCAGGAGAAUGAAGCUCGCCGGAAGUCGGAGCAGGAUGCAGAGACCACGACGACCAGUUCCGACGCCGUCAAGGAGUACUAUCCUUCGAACGACCAAGAUGAAGAUCUUCGCCCGUCCGCGGCCCCGUUCCCUCCCAUCAGCGCAUCAGUACGGAUACCGUCUGCCCACGAGAGCCCGUCAGUCGAAGAGGUCGAUACCGGCGUCAAUGAGUUGGAAGAGAAUGCGCGUUCCACCACGGAUGGCACCGAUUCGGAGUAUACCUCACCGGAGUCCACCAGCUACGCGUCUCAGGAACCAACAAUGAGCUACUCCUUGACCCCAGACAACUUCUUCGCGAGCCAAACGUGCGACUUCCCGUCCUCGCUACCGACGGAUAUCACCACCCAAACGCCCUGCCUGACGAUCUCCAUACCCAGUCAGUUCAAUAUGCCGCACAUUGCCGACUCCGCGAGCGCCUCAUCUCUAUCAUCGUACCAACAUCUGACUGGCUCUACCAAAAUGGACGGCAUGUCCUCACACUUCAUGACCAACAUGCCAGACUCUAUCCAGCCCGACGUGAAACAAGAGCAGCUACAGAGCGAAGACAUGAACAAGUUCGAUCAGUUCUCCCCGGAGUCCAUGGCAAACUCACCGCCAGAGAUAACGACACCAGACUUCCGAUUCAAGUCGCCAUCCACCAUCGACAUCGCCAGCCGAAGAAACUCCAAGCGACCAGCUCAGCUUGUGAGCUGCGUACGCAGCCAAUCAUACAACUUCUCAGGUCCCAAGACCGGAAUCGAGAUGCCCAGACGCGAAGCACCAAGCCCCAUGCGCCGUGUCGCAUCCGCCACCGGCAACUUCCCCAGGGGAAUUCAGAAGGCAACGAGCGCCGGGCCGCGAUCGCCAAACUUUCUGGACCGCAACCAGGAGAACCUCCUUCUGUUGCUGGCAGGCCAAGGCCAGUCGCCAAUUUCGCGAAAUUCCGUGGCACCCCCUACACCCAAUACACCGGUCGUUCCCAGCCAGCAGGAAAUGCGCGAGGCAACUGUCUCGUCUAUGUCAUCCGAGGAGGACAAGAACUACGGCGUACAGACCAACUUGACCGUUCCCCAAUACACGAUGGACCCGACGCUGAGGACGCCCCCCGACACGCCCGGGUUGAUGAACGCACCGGGGUCCCUCUUCUCCUCGUACGGCUUCGCGAUUCCUGACGACUCUCUCCACACUCCCAGCUUUGGCGGGUUCGACACCGAGUUCCGGAUGGCGACGAAUGUUCCCACCUACGUAGCUCACGGCUGCGGGAGCCAGCCGGUGACACCAUCAUUCCCACCCAACAACAUGGGGCCGGCAUUCUGCGCGUCGUACUACGGCGGUGGCAACACCGAGUACAACUGGUCAGACGUGUCGUCCAUGUCGGCCCAGCCUUCACCUGAGCAGUCUCAAUCAAAACAGUUUCAGUUCACCAACAUGACGCCACACGACUUUAACAGCAAUGCGGUUGUUGUUGCCAUGGGCAUGUCGAGGUAUAAGAAGGGGUAUGACGGCCCUGGUGGUCAGUCAUGCCCCGAGUCACUAACCCGCCGCCGCGAACCUGAUCGACGUUUGAGUCUGAAGCGGGCACUCUCGACGGUUUUGACCAUGGCUUUCACCGCCUACCUUCUGGCAACUUGCCUCUAUCUCCUCCCGGCCCUGUCUGCGUCUGUCCGUCUCAGGAGCGACGCGCCUGUAGUGAACAUCAAGAACGGUUCCUAUUCUGGAAUUCAUAAUGCGGCAUACGAACAGGACUUCUUCCUCGGCGUACCUUACGCUCAGGUCCCGGAACGUUUCAGUACUUCAGAGGGUUUGAAUGCAACAUGGGAGGGCACACGUCCCGCUACGGAGUAUCCUAAGCAUUGCGUCGGCUACGGCGGUGACAUGGUUGGCUACGAGUCGUCGGAAGACUGCUUGUACCUUAACAUUGUUCGUCCUGCUGGCAUCUCCUCAGAUGCUCAACUGCCAGUAGCUCUCUGGAUCCACGGAGGUGGUCUGUUCAUGGGCGGCUCUGCAGACAGGCGCUACAACCUCUCCUUCAUCGUCGAAAACAGUGUCGAACAGGGCACUCCUGUCAUCGGCGUCAGCAUCAACUACCGUCUGUCCGUCUUUGGCUUCCCCGGCAGCAAGGAGGCCAUUGAUGCCGGUGCUGCUAAUCUUGGUUUCCGCGAUCAGAGACUGGCUCUGCGCUGGAUUAACGAAAACAUUGGCAGCUUCGGGGGCGCAUCUGACAAAGUCACCAUCUUCGGAGAGAGCUCCGGUGCCGAGAGUGUUUCCGCGCAGGUCUUGGCUUACAACGGGCGCGACGAUGGUCUCUUCAGAGGUGCUAUUGCGGAAUCAGGCUUUGGCGGCGUCAUCCCUCGAUGGGCCGGUGGCCUGAACAACACGGAAGGCUACCAAGCCAACUGGGACAGCCUCGUCGCCAACAUCUCAUCCUGCGCCUCUACCGUCGGUACCCAAGAGUCACUGGACUGCCUUCGCAGUGCCCCCCUGGAGGAGAUCAACUCUGUCCUCAACUCCACUGCUGGACCGACCAUUGCGUUUUUCCCGGUCAUCGAUCACGAUUUCAUUGCGGACUACCCCACAAACCAGCUGAACAGUGGCGACUUCGUCAAGGUCCCCAUUCUCAUCGGCUGCAACACAGACGAGGGUUCUGCGUUCGGACAAGGUCGUGGACCAGGUGGCGGACCCGUCAACACUGACGAUGACUUCCGCUACGCCGUCCGUAGCUUUAUCCCAGACAACGUGCAGGAAACCACCGGGCAGUCUGCGGACGAGCUUGUCGAAGAAGUCUUGAAACUUUACCCCGACGAUCAGGCACAAGGUAUCCCGGGACUCGAAACCUGGCCACACAUCAUUCAGCCCGGCGAGGACAUCGCGAUUGCUCGGGGUCUGCAGCAGCGUCGCACCGGCGCAUUCUUUGGAGACAUGACCUUCCAGUUCACACGGCGUCGGGCCAACAUCGCUUGGUCAACCCACAAUGUGCCGUCGUACGCCUACCGCUUCGACGUCACUACGACUGGGACGCCUCAGUACAUCGGAGCAACCCAUUUUCAGGAGGUCGCAUUCGUAUUCUACAACCUCAAUGGUCUGGGAUACGAUUCCAAUCCGUUCGGCGGCAACGACACUGUCUACACAGAGAAGGCCACCGCUCUGGCCAAGACUAUUUCCUUGUCUUGGGUCAACUUUUUCGCCCAUCUCGACCCCAACGGCGCCCCUGGCCUGGGUUCUUGGCCUGUCUAUGAGACCGCCAGCGGAUCCGGUAGUGAUGUCGUCUUUGGCAUCAACGGCACCGAGGUUGAGACAGAUGACUGGAGGAAGGAGGGCAUUGAUUGGCUCAUCGAGCAUGGCCUGACUGUCAUCGGAGAUUAG